AAAUUCAUCAUGAGGAAUGAAGCAAGAAGACUGAGAACUUUUUGGCAGUGGCCAGAUAGCUCACCUGUGUCUGCCCAAGAUCUGGCCAGGGCUGGCUUUUUCUUUGUGGGUCCUGGAGAUGAAGUACAGUGCUUCUGUUGUGGUGGCAUCCUGAAGGAUUGGGUACCUGGUGACUGCCCUAUGGUAGAGCACCUGAAGUUCUUCCCUUCCUGUAAAUUCAUUUCUGGUGAGGAUGUUGGGAGCCAACAAGUGUUUCCUCUUGAGGAAAUAUUUGACUGUGUGGAUGGGCAGUUCCUCAGCCUCUUGCAGAGGAUAGACAGUGAGGAGACAGCUCUUCCCAAUCACCCGGAAUACCCGGAAAUGGGAACAGAGGAGAUGAGACUAUCUACUUUCCAGAGCUGGCCACAAUAUAUGGAGGUACAUCCUGAGCAACUGGCUAGAGCAGGAUUCUUCUACACAGGGCAAGGUGAUAUGGUGAGGUGCUUUUACUGUGAUGGAAGUGUGAGGAACUGGGAGUUCGGAGAUGACCCUUGGAGAGAACAUGCAAAAUGGUACCCAAGGUGUGAAUUCUUGUUGCGAUCAAGGGGAAGAGAAUUUGUUAGCAGUGUUCAAGAGUCCUUUUUCAGCACUCUGGUAUCCCCAAGAGAUUCCUGGCACCAAGCUGACCAAGAUUCUUCUGCUUCCCAAGAUCCGGUGAGGAAUUGGGAAUUGCAGUUUCUUCCUCUUCUGGAUCAGUUUUCUGUAGUGCAGAAUAUCCUGCAGAUGGGCUUUGACCCCACCUUGGUGGCUGACCUGGUAGAGAACAAGUACAUGCUGACUGGGACUUACUACCUUUCUGAGUCUGAACUGAUUUCUGAUCUGCUUCAGACAGACUGGGAAGGGACCAACAGUGCAGAAGAAAGCAGAGACCGUGUUCAGAGAGAGACUGAAACAUCGUGUUCAAGAGAAGAAAUACAACCCGUGCAACAGAAGGAAUCAGAGGAGACUCCAUUGAGCACAGAAGAGCAGCUCAGACGCUUGCAGGAGGAGAGGAUGUGCAAAGUGUGCAUGGACAGAGAUGUGUCUGUUGUCUUUGUUCCUUGUGGUCACCUGGUAGCAUGCGCAGAAUGUGCCUUCAACUUGAGACUGUGUCCUAUCUGCAGAGCUGUCAUCCGGGGAAGUGUGAGGACUUUCAUGUCCUGA
Rhea pennata is the source of this 1182-nucleotide messenger RNA. It is a transcript of the gene BIRC7, whose product is annotated as baculoviral IAP repeat containing 7. Gene Ontology annotation, molecular function: cysteine-type endopeptidase inhibitor activity involved in apoptotic process; ubiquitin protein ligase activity. Gene Ontology annotation, biological process: positive regulation of protein ubiquitination; regulation of cell cycle; negative regulation of apoptotic process. The transcript is spliced from 7 exons. NCBI's taxonomy places the organism in Eukaryota, Metazoa, Chordata, Aves, Rheiformes, Rheidae. The record is from RefSeq and is a predicted model, not a curated record. Gene Ontology annotation, cellular component: nucleus; cytoplasm. Bases 10 to 1182 code for a protein of 390 amino acids.